GAGCCGGUUAUUACAAAAAUAUUUCCCGGAUUGUCCCAAUGGUAUAACCAAGAGUCGAUUGAUGCAGCGUUUUGCAAUGGGGAAUUGGGAGACCACACAAGAAUCGGUGGAAAUGGCAAUAAUAUACUUCAUCAAUACUUUCUUGUUAUGCCAUCUUGGUGAGACAUUCAUACGUAUAGAAGAAUUUCUAAUGGUCGAAGAUGGUAGGUAUGAAAUGUAUCCUUGGGGUCAGAUUGCAUUUAAUAAGCUGAUUACAUCACUCAGGCAAGACUUCAACCAAAGCAAACAGAUGUAUCGCUUAUUUGGUAUGCCUUAUGCACUCAACGUUUGGAUUUACGAAUGUGCAUCUACUCUAAGUCCAGACAUUGCUGUUAAAGUGGCGAAUGGUAUUCCGAGGUUAUGUAAUUGGACAGUGGUGGCUGAAAAGCCAAAAUAUGAAAAGUUAAUGACUAGCAUUUUCUCCGAGAAUACUUGUUCAAACAUUGCACCAACGCAAGAUGAGGUGGAAUCCCUUGAUUUACCCGAUAGUCAAGAGGUCAACAGAAAUGAAGUAUCUACGCCACAUGUUGGUGCAAAAAAAGUGCAUACUAAAGAUAAGUCAGGUUUUGAGGAUUUUUCAACAAGCCCUCCUGAUCAUUUAUUGAGAAGAUCAUCUCGUGUAUCUGAUACAUCAUCUCCACCACCAUCCAAGAGGAGAAAGAAUACUGAUACACAUAAAACAAAGGGUUCGAAGAAUCUGUCAAAGCAGUCAAAGCCGCAAUUAAAUCAGUCAUUCUCAAUGCCAGCUGAAGAACAUACCCCGCCUGCUAAUGUAUCUUCUGCCCAUGUAUCAUCACAAGUCUCAAAAGAUAAGUCUGUAUUUCCUGAUAUUGAAGAACUGAAACAACAUAUGAAGGAAUACGUCGACAGCAAAUUUGAGUAUCUUGUGAAUUUGAUAAAGGCUAAUCACAUUGAGGUGAUGAAUUCUAAGAAUAGGGAUGAUGGCCAACAAUCAAAGGAUAUGGGCGGCAAGUCUACACCAAACAUGGUUGAAGUUUCCGAUGAAGAAGGCAAUGAUGGACACCAAGCUACCUCUCCGAUACAAAUGGAACUUGAUGUUGACAAUCAGACUGAAGAUACGUUGAAGAAUCAUCAAGUAAUGAAGGACGUUUCAGAACUUCAAUUUCCAAAUUCAGAUACUCAUCAUACUGAUCAAACAUGUGAACACAGCAAGGAUGCUCCAUCAGCACAAACGCCUCAUCAUUUAUUUGAAGGAACAAUGAACGAAGAUACAUCGGAUUCUACACCAUCUGGUUCAAUAUCUCCGGAUACACGAGAAGCCAUGAAUACGCUUAUUGCUGAGCUAGGAAGUCUGCCUACUAAUGCAAAUCAACAGGAGUUUACCGAAAAUCAAAGUUUGCUUUCGGACAUUCAAUUACCUAUUGAUAUUCCAAUCACAGAUAUUGUUGUCCGAAGCGAAAUAAAUACUCCUCAUGCACGUAUCCGGAUGCCUUCGAGAAACUGCAAAUCCCCUUAUUUAACUUCACUUGGAUCAAGUGAAAAAGGAAAAGCGGUCAUGACUGAUGUAAUACGUCCAAAUUUUCCAUUUCAAGGAUGUGAGAUUACAAACCAAGCCCCUUCAUAUCUGAUUGAUGAGUUUAUUGAGUGGGUUACUGCAGAGCUUCUUAAAGCUCAUUCAAAAAAGAAACCAUCAGAAGAUAAAUACAAAUCAAAAGCAUCUUCAUUGGGUUUUGAAAUGAUGGAUUAUGUCGUUGCUUUUCCGACAAAUAAGAAUUGGUUUUAUGCCAUGUCUCAGCCUAAGAACUUUUGGACUGAUCAGCACAUCGAUGUUAUUUUUUACUACCUUCGUAAAAAAUCAAAACUUCGAAGCAUGGAUCAAUACAGAUACACAACAGUCAAUUGUUUGUUCAGCACACAUAUCAACAAUACCCAUGAUAGGUAUUAUAACAAUGAGGCUGAUGAUGAUAUUAGUACCCAAGAACACAUUGAUCGUGCAAGAGCUGUAUCAGUACAUGAGAGGUCAAUAAUCAACGUAAUGAAAGGUUUUUCAAUACCAGCUGGGUUACCAUGGCAUCUGGUGGAUGAUGUUUAUAUUCCAAUCAAUUAUGAUGGAGAUUUUCAUUGGGUAUUAGCUGUGGUUGAAUUGAAUAAGAGGGUAAUACGCGUGUAUGACUCUUCUCUGGGCACAAGGAAACGUGUAUAUUCUGACGAGAUAAAAAAAUUGUCAAGGAUGUUACCUUCUUACCUGAUUGACAGUGGUUUCUUUGAAAACAAUGAGCGGACAAACUGGUCAGUUCUUGAUGCAUACAAGGACAAACAAACAGGUGUACCUUUAGAGUCACAUAUUCCUUUCAACAUUGAAUAUGCUGAAGGUAUCAUGCAACAAGAAGACGAUAGCCUGGACUGCGGGUUAUACGUAGCUACAUUUGCAGAGUUUUUGAGUGACCAACUUGUUAUACCACCUGAUACUGAUGGACAUCUUGCAAAUUACCUACGCAAUAGAUAUGCUGCAUUGUUAUGGAGAUACGGCAGUGACAAGGUCAAUGGUGGAUACAUAAGUGACAAUGAAGAUCCACCAAAGCCUAAGGGUCAAUUCACAACACCAACUGAAGAUGACAUUGUUAACAUAGAUUAGUAAUUAGCUGGGACAGGAUGAACAAGUUUAUAUGUUGUUUUGUGUUGAAGACAAUUAUCUUUUGUGUUUUUCUAAAAGCUUAUUGGUAUUACAAUAUUUUAUUAGUUAUGAAUGUUAUAUUUUUUCAA
Solanum pennellii is the source of this 2763-nucleotide messenger RNA. RefSeq lists its product as uncharacterized. Gene Ontology annotation, biological process: proteolysis. The record is from RefSeq and is a predicted model, not a curated record. The transcript is spliced from 10 exons. Gene Ontology annotation, molecular function: cysteine-type peptidase activity. The coding region runs from base 62 to 2635 and encodes 857 amino acids. Lineage: Eukaryota; Viridiplantae; Streptophyta; Magnoliopsida; Solanales; Solanaceae.